UGCCUCUGCACUGCUCCGCACACGGACAAGGUAGUAGCCAUAGCGUAGGAGAGAGAAAAACAAAAAGAAGCGAGUGCAGCUCGUAUAGUCGUCCCUCUGCACUUGGUAUGUCAGUUCUCCGUUUCUAUUUCGGUAUACAUUAGUCAUGCGAUGCCUCGAGCACAGACCAAGAUCCUGCUGCUCGUUAUCGCCUUCAAAUACACGCUCUGGAGCAUCUACUGGUCCUACGGAUCGUCGUCGUUGUCGUCGCCCAAAGAAAUUCAAUACAGCAGCGAUAGCAGAAGCGUCGGGAAUAACGACGCGCAGCAGACUGCAGAAGUGAAAGUAUCGUCGCAAGUGUAAACACAAACGCUGCUGUCUAAUCGGGCUGGCAGCAAAUAUAAAUGUAAAGACGUUCAAUUAAAGUACAUAACGAGUUACAGAGAGAGAGAGAAAAAAAGAAGGAAAGUGUAGUCAAAGCUUUGCAGCAAGUAUCGAUGAUUAGAUGCGCGUGUCAGUGAGCAAAACGCGGACGAUUCGACAUAAGAUUCGCAAAGGAGUCCCUGUGAAUUGUGAUACACGACGCAUGAAGCAGGGUCGCCGACCAUAUCAAUACAUGGUCACGGGGGCAUUGUAGCUUAAGUAACCGACUAAACACCAUGAGCUGAACAGAAAAUUUGCUUACGCAUUGACUAAAAUUUCCAAGAUGUAUGGUGAUGGAGAAAUGGAAGUCUCAGAAGGUUGGAGACAAGUCAGAGAUAUAAGUACGACAACUGAUCCUAGCAUUAGUUAUGCAGGAGAAGAUGAAGACCAUUUUUGUAAACUUAUACUUUAUAAAGAAAUAAAAGAUUCCAGAGUAAGAAUAUGGGACAUUAUUAUAUUGAUACCAAAUCUGCUGUUUCUACUGUUCAUUGCUAUCAGAUUUAAUCGAGCAAGACUCAAACUCAGAGCUACAAGUAGUCCAAUAUACUUGGCUUUUUAUGGUCUAGUUAUAUGUAGUGUUGUAAUAUCGGUUAUUCGAUGCAUAGUAGCAAUGACUGUUAAUGCAACUGCUAGCAUUGGUGGUACUACGGACAAAGUUUUAUGGGUUACAGUCAGAUUUUUCCUGUUGUCGACGGAAAUGAGUGUCGUCAUAUUUUGUCUCGCUUUUGGUAAUUUGGAUAGUCGGUCAAGUAUACGUCGAGUUCUCUUGGCAACAUCUUUUAUAGCAUUGGUUUUUACAAUAACUCAAGGAACCUUAGAAUUAGUUCUCCCAGAUGAUACAUUCCACAUACCCAGUCGUGACUUAUACGUAUAUGGUCAUGGUGGAAUGCUAUUUUGGUUUUGUAGCAGCAUUGUUUUUUCUAUGAUAUAUUUGUUUAUUUUAAUACUACCAUACACUAGAUUAAGGGAACGACUCACACUUCCUAAUCGAAAGGGGUUUUACGUUUACAUCGGUCUGCUAGCUGCUCUUGAUCUUAUUCAAUCUAUAGGAGCAGGUUUGCUGAAUUACACUCAAAAUCCAGCUGGUUUGUGUGUCGUGGAUUUAACAGCUGCUGUGUACCUGACUCUUUUCAUUCCUCUUGUCUGCCACACGUUCCUAUCUGAGUUUUUUGGAGUGACGCAUCCAACUCUAAUGUUUUCAUACAAGCCUCAAAUGGAUGACGCGAUGGAGGAGGACACAGUUUCAUUGCCGCACCAGCAGAGCUUCUCGUCCCUCAAAACUGACAGCGACUACAUAUACCAGAACCACAGCGUGUACGAUUCGACACAGUUCGACAUUAAUUCACAGCCGAUGAAUCCACUGUACGCAGCGUCGCUCCAGAGCCCCGACAGCAUAACCGGCUACAGCAUCGACAGUAUUCCCGGCAUGGCUGGUGGCAAUGCUAUGACUCAGGACUCCCAUCAUCAGUCGGCCAAAGAUCCGAACGGUUAUCAACAGUAAAAUUAUCUGCAAUGACGAAUGCAUAGUCCGCAACAAUGAUGACUGUGGCGGUUUUGCUGAAAAUGAUAAUGACUUUGCAAUUAAUCUCCACGCCAUUAUUUUCUCGCGAAGCUAUUGCUCGAGAAAUAAAAAAGGAUUUUAGAUAAAUUGAUUGACCGGCCAAAACUAACUUUUUGAGAUAUUCGUCAAUGCCUAAAUGUGUACAUUGUAUGAAAUAGGUCACUCUUGAUUCAAGUAAAUGUCAAUUUAGUUUUAUUUCAAUCGUUGCAUGUAGCAAGAUUGUAAAACUAUAUAGUAUUGAAACAAACCAAACGAACAAAGACAGAAUUAGUUAACGAAUAAAAAGAAUUAAUUUUCGAACCCUCCGAUUUUCGGAAAGUCAAUUCGUUGCUUUUAAAAUCACAAAUGUAUGAACUUUGAGCAUUCAUCAUUAUGGGUAAAACAUGUAAAUUUGUUGAUUUUAAUUAUUACUGUAAGCGUGAAAUCUGGUACAUUAGUUUAAAUAAUGGUUUUACGCAGUAAUGUUUAUAGCUAGUUAUUGAAAAAUUGACAAUUAAAAUUAGCUUAAUCAUAUGCACGGCAUUCAUUGUUUGCAUAAUUUUUUUAUUAGAAACGUACAAAAUGAUGAGAUUUUAAAAAUCCAAACAAGAUUCUGUUUCAAACAAAUCUAUUGCAUAAGUAUUUUUCAAUUUAUAAACAAAUAACUAUUUUCUAUCAAUAGUGCAAUUGUAUAUGUAAUUUAUAACGAUAAUAGAUUUUACAUUAAGGUGAAUGAUCUUAUUUUAAGUCUUAAAAUAAUAGUUAUAGAAUAAAAUCGACUGAUUGCUGUGAAAAAAUGAAAUUUUACACAUUAAAAACAACUAUUUUAUCGAAAA
Trichogramma pretiosum is the source of this 2778-nucleotide messenger RNA. RefSeq names its product transmembrane protein adipocyte-associated 1 homolog. Gene Ontology annotation, cellular component: plasma membrane. The transcript has 8 exons. Gene Ontology annotation, biological process: G protein-coupled receptor signaling pathway. The record is from RefSeq and is a predicted model, not a curated record. Gene Ontology annotation, molecular function: G protein-coupled receptor activity. Bases 686 to 1903 code for a protein of 405 amino acids. NCBI's taxonomy places the organism in Eukaryota, Metazoa, Arthropoda, Insecta, Hymenoptera, Trichogrammatidae.